AGCACCAUGGGGACUCUAAAUGAUCGGGCAGUGUUACAAGCCAUCUUCAACCCUGACACCCCUUUUGGAGAUGUUGUUGGGUUGGACCUGGGAGAGGAAGCUGAGAAGGAACAAGUAGAUGAAAAUGAAGUUUUCCCUCGAGAACAGCUGAACCAGUCCAAGGCCCUGGAACUGCAGGGGGUGACAGCAGCAGAGGCUGGUGACCUCAGCACAGCCUUGGAGAGGUUUGGCCAAGCCAUCAACCUGCUGCCUGAGAGGGCCUCAGCCUACAACAACCGAGCCCAGGCCCGACGUCUUCAGGGAGAUGUGACAGGUGUGGCAGAAUGCCACUGUUGUUCUCUGACGUAUAUAAAGCCAUGUGGUCCCCUAGCCCAGAAGCGCGUGCUCCUCGCAAUAAAGUUGGUGCCUGCCAUUUCAUUCUCAUGA
This is a messenger RNA of Pteropus alecto (black flying fox), 426 nucleotides long. RefSeq names its product tetratricopeptide repeat domain 36 (gene TTC36). The transcript is spliced from 3 exons. The coding region runs from base 7 to 426 and encodes 139 amino acids. The record is from RefSeq and is a predicted model, not a curated record. Lineage: Eukaryota; Metazoa; Chordata; Mammalia; Chiroptera; Pteropodidae. Gene Ontology annotation, molecular function: protein binding. Gene Ontology annotation, biological process: cilium assembly.